Molecule: messenger RNA, 858 nt
Organism: Ilyonectria robusta
Lineage: Eukaryota; Fungi; Ascomycota; Sordariomycetes; Hypocreales; Nectriaceae
Exons: 2
Coding region: 1-858 (285 amino acids)
Source: RefSeq, a predicted model, not a curated record
AUGGAUGUUCUACGGGGCACACGUGAAUACACACAGAAACAGAAAACAAAGGUGAGGAAAAGUGGCCGCAGUAUUCUAAGGAAGGUCGAACAAUUGGGGGUGGGGGGAGAAGUCUUGACUGUAGUGGUAUUUCGGGACCCAUUAAGUGGUGACUUUUGCGUCGGAGGUCAUGUCCCUGAGGGUGAAACAGCUCCCGAUCUGAAUCUUCUCUUCAAAGCCCACAUGAACGAACCUCAAGAGUAUCUAGCACCACGAAGGCGCCCGAACCGAAAUGCACCAAGAAGGCGCUCGAACCGAAAGGCAACGCAACGGAUAACAAAUUUAUCAAACGCCAAACAAAUCACUACCGAAGAGAACAGGUCACCAGAAUCUACUAGUGACAGAAGGACUCCCCCCACAGACAAUUAUCAACUUGGGUCACAGCCAGAUACUGGCGAUGUGUCGAACCAAACUGGUACCCAAUGCAGUGAGGCGCUAUCUCCGAUGUAUCAAUUAGACGUGAUCCAUGACGAUUACGCAGAAAAUGAUAUUUAUCAUCUUGAGGGAGAUGUGACCGUGCUGCCAGCGGGCGAGCUAGCAGAGACUCAUCAGGACGGCGCGCUUCAUGAAGUGGACACGAUUCAUGUGCGAGAUCCGAACCAGGGUAGUUGCAUAUCAGAGAUGCUUUGGGAGGAUGGGCAUAUGGAAGCAACUGAGGUGACUAGACCAGCUCUCGUACCAGGCAAUGCGAGGCGUACCCAAGCACGGGUUAUGAGCCUGGUACUUAGCAACUAUCUUGACAAUGCGAGACGUAUUCGAGCACGGGCUGUGAGCCUGGUGCUUAGCAGGUAUCUUGAAAAUAUGACCCUGAAUGAUUGA